AAAAAGAUGAAAAAACGCAAAGAACUUAAUGCAUUGAUCGGUCUGGCUGGUGACAGCCGGAGAAAGAAGCCCAAGAAAGGCCCAAGCAGCCACCGCCUGCUUCGCACUGAACCUCCUGACUCAGACUCGGAGUCCAGCUCAGAGGAAGAAGAGGAGUUUGGAGCAAUUGGAAAUCGCUCUCGUUUUGCCAAGGGAGACUACUUACGAUGCUGCAAGAUCUGCUACCCCCUCUGUGCUUUUGUCAUCCUGGCCGCCUGUGUGGUGGCCUGUGUCGGCCUGGUGUGGAUGCAAGUGGCUCUCAAGGAGGAUCUGGAUGCCCUCAAGGAAAAGUUCAGAACGAUGGAAUCUAAUCAGAAAAGCUCAUUCCAGGAAAUCCCCAAACUUAAUGAUGAACUUCUCAGCAAACAAAAACAACUUGAGAAGAUUGAAUCUGGAGAGCUGGGCUUGAGCCGAGUCUGGAUCAACAUCACAGAAAUGAAUAAGCAGAUUUCUCUGUUGAGUUCUGCAGUAAACCACCUGAAAGCCAAUGUCAAGUCUGCCGCAGAUUUACUUAGCCUGCCUAGCACUGUAGAGGGACUUCAGAAGAGCGUAGCUUCCAUUGGCAAUACUUUAAAUAGUGUCCAUCUUGCUGUGGAGGCGAUACAGAAAACUGUGGAUGAACACAAGAAAACCUUGGAAUUACUGCAGAGCAGUAUGGAGACCAAUGGAAGCAACCAAAUCAUGCCAUCAUCUUCAGCUACAUCAGAACUUGACAGUAAAACCCACAGUGAAAGUUCAAAACAGGAUAUCCUGUACCUUCCCAACUCCUUAGAGGAGCUCAACAGUACUGUAAUGGGAUACCAGAGACAGAGUGACCUUAAAUUCGAGGGAAUGAAUGAGACACUCAGUAACCUGACACAGAGACUCAGCCUGAUAGAAAGUGAUGUGGUUGCACUGAGCAAGGCAGGAAAAAGAGCAAGCCUGACCUCCAGCGUGAAAGAAGAUAAUUCAAAUUCUCAGGUAUCCAAGCUUCGAGAAAAACUGCAGCUGAUCAGUGCUCUCACAAACAAACCUGAAAGCAACAGGCCUCCGGAGACGGCAGAGGAAGAGCAAGUACAGAACUUCACAUCAGAUCCGUCAGCAUUGUCAAAAUUUUCACACCUUCUUGGAGACCAAAUUGAGACCCAGCUGAAACCUAUCUCCUUGCCAGGGAUUUCUAGCAUCAAAGAUCUUCAGGAUUUAUUCCACAAGGCUGGUCAAGAUGCAGAUGGGAUGCUGACCUACCAGGAAAUCUGGAAUUCCCUAGGUUCUGCCAUGCCAAGACCAGAGAGCUUGAGAGUCUUUGACUCCAAUGGAGAUGGAAGAUACUCCUUCCAAGAGCUAAGAGUAGCUUUAGGUAUCUAGUAUCAUCAGGCAUAUUUUGAAAUGGAUUGUACACUGGACUACCUAAAAUCUACUUACCUUUAAAAAAAAAAAAAAACCCGACUUACCCAUCAGCCCUCCAGCCCUUCACACUACUGUAGCAGACACAUUGCCACCUUUUAACUUGUUUGAAAACUCUAUCAAAAAAAGUUAUUUUUUUAAAAAAAAGAUUUUACUUAUAAUAUGAUGUUUGGAAAUCUAUGAUUUCCUGAAGCCAGUAAGAUCUUAUAACUUAAAAGUUGCCAGAAGAAAAAUAAUAAAGCCCUAUAUCUCUUUCCUGUUUUUGAGGGGAAGAGAACUUAUCUUUUAAAGCUGGAAAGUGUGUAUAUAGAGAUAAUAAGUCACUGUUUAUAUUUCAUAUGAAUUUGCCUUAAAUUAGCUGCACUUUAUAGAGCCUCAGAAUAUGUCUUUUCUUUGAAAGAUGAGUCUUUUCUGUUUGUAAAUAUAUAAAAUGAGAGGGAGACUGUGCAUAUUGUGUAGAAAGUCAGAAGAAGAAUGGCUUUGAACAGGAUGAACAAAUGACUGGUUUUAAGUAAUUGACAGUCUCCUCUGGGUGGUAGCUGAAACUGUUCACGUCUCUUUAAGGUAACCCUCAAAGCCUUGGCACCACCACAGGUUUGUUUGGCCUGGGAGCUGGGGCAUCAGAUCCUGGGAGCUAUGCAGAAGGUGCCAGCUCCAGACUCAGGAAAGUCAGAUUCUGGGUCAUUGCUCCUAUUCCUAACAUAAAAACCAGAGACGUCAUGUUGGGAUUUCCCUCAUUUUUAAUUAUCUUUCAGAGUUUAUGAGCAUAAAAGUUAAUCAGUGGCGAAUUAUGUUUUCCCCUCAAGCAAGCUAGAUUGUCUUCUCUAUCCACCUACUCAAGACCACCUUAAAGUGGUAACUGCCUCCCUCUGGCACCAUCUCCAGUCUGGAACGAGAAGGCUCAUGUCCUUGGUCACUCUGUCAAAUUCAUUGUCUAGAGCAUUAGAGAAAAGCUCUAAGUUUUGACUCGGGAAACAACAUCCUUUGGGAUUUUACCUCUGGACUAACCGAGAACUUAUUUCUUGGCAGGAUGCCGAAAGCCAAAAUGUGGUCAAAUAAAAUGUGAAAUCAUAUUCUUUCCUCACAGUUGUCCACUCAGAAGUAGCUAUAGGUUUUUCUGUCCAGAGGAUGCCACAGUGAGCAGGCAGGCUUGGAGCAGGGGCCUCCUGGUGGUGGUGGCAGUUUUUCCAGAUCUACAAAGCAAGUACAAUGCUUCCCCCUGCACGUACUCUGUGGGCAAGUCAUGAAAGGUCUGACUAGAAGGAAGUCACCAAUGUCACUGUCUGUUGAGAAUACUCCCAGUGUUGUUCUUAGCAUCUCUGGGCAACAUAAGUGAAGACCACACAGAACCUCACUUUGCUGUACCAGUCAGGGAAACACUGGAGAAGCUGCUGUGAUGCAGGCUUCUUUAGUACAGAGCAUUGCUACUGAAUUCUGUUCAAGUUGCCCUGUGAGCUCUGGAUAGUCUAGUACCCUUAAACCUUUAAAGAUGUUUGGGUUUUGGUUUGUUUUGGUUUUGUAUUUUAUUUCCUUUACGUGACAUUCAGCUUGGUGUUGGCUUUUUUUUUUCCCCCUAGACAUAAUUAAAACUCAGUGAAGGCAAGAUAAAGUUUUCCUGUGCAUGUGUCUUCUUAUCUCACAUUUCUUCCUCUUUAAAUUUUUUGCCUUAACGUUUGCCUUGCCCAUCUAUGCUGUCACUUUCUUGGAAAGGUUGAAAAUACACUUCAACAUUAUCCUGGCACUUUAGGUAACUUGAAGGUAACUCUUGUUCUGGCUGCCUUCUCUACUCCCCUUCUUUUUAAUAUAUAUAGACCCUUACAGAUUUUGUAACAACCAAAUAAAGUUCUAGCAAUAAAUUGAAUUAUUCUGCUAUAUUUGUAUAUAUUGUACUAUAAAUAGUAUGUCUGUACCUGGAAGGUAUUUUUUUUUGAAAACUGAUUUAUAUGAAAUAUACUGAGGGUAAUGUAGCUUGUCCUUUUUAGUUUCAAGUUUUUAUUUGUAGGCAGAUACUUUCAAGACACCUUAACUCUUUGUGGUACAUGCUUUUCAGUGGGGAAGCAGGGUUUGUUUCUUGGUCUUUCUUCUGUUCUUUCCUCUUCAAGCUUGUCUGCCAGCAUCACCCCUGAGCCGUGUGUUGUCCCCUCCCCUACCAAGUUGACCACAAGUAUCCAUAACUGUCUUCUCAUCCUGCCGGAGGCAUUACCAGAUCUCCUGGGUAGAGGUAGGUAUCUUAUCCUCCUUUGCUAAAAAUUGGACAGACUCACUGGCCUAGGAGCCCCAAAAGCCUAUCCCUCAGUGCGGAUUGGGGUUUUCAUUUGUAUAUUGUCUUAACUUGUGCAUCCAGUGCCUUGUGUUUGUCAGGCUUCACCAGCCACAGAUCACCUCUAAGAGAAGAACUGGAUGGUGGUGGUGAGUUUGGCCUUGUCAGUCAGCAGCUCUCUAGUGCUUCCCACUUCGUUUCUAUAAGCAUUCUCCUUGGCCCUUUGCUUUACUGCUGUGUAUCAUCUAGCAUAAUAUUUACUGAAUAACCUUCCUCUAGCUAGUCAUGGUAGUACAUGCCUAUAACCCAGCCCUUGGGAGGCUGAGGCAGGAAAAUAAUGAGUUCUAGUCCAGUCCGGACUACAUAGUGAAAUCUUGUCUCAAAAAAAGUACCUAGCUUAAAGACGAAUGCAGUGGCAGUUAAGGAGCAGAAUGAGUCUAAUGCUAGAGCUGAAGAGUGGACAGUCUUUCUUCGCUGCCGGCUCUUCUCACCUCCAUUUCAGCCUUCUCUUUGUCAUUGCUGGACACAGCCCUAUCAGCCCCCCUCUCUGGUCCCAGCAGUCACAGCUAAAGAUUUUGACUCUGAUAGGCUCACACUCAUAAUGGCCUAUUGAGUUGUUUUUAGUGACAGCUUUUGUUUGCUGCACACCUCAUUGGCUUCCUUACCAACCAUCUAGAUGUGGUCCCUUCUCUUACAGUCAAGCCAGAAUACAUUUGGGUAUUCCUGAGACUUGAGAGAGCAUGUAUUGUUUGUUAUAUGAACCUAACCUACCUUGUUGUUUUCUCAUAUUAAGAAAUGUAAAUCUACUUUAUAUUAAUGGAGCUAUUUUGGUAAUGUAUAAGCAGUUUUGGUUCUGUUUAGGGAGUGGAUUCAAGGUUUCCAUGACUUCAUUUGAGCUUUACUGAUUUCCUAUUAAUAUAGCCAUUUUAAUUUAUCUAAAUAAAACAUUUCCUUUCUUUCA
Messenger RNA from Peromyscus californicus insignis, 4643 nucleotides. It is a transcript of the gene Efcab14, whose product is annotated as EF-hand calcium binding domain 14. Lineage: Eukaryota; Metazoa; Chordata; Mammalia; Rodentia; Cricetidae. The transcript is spliced from 10 exons. The coding region runs from base 7 to 1383 and encodes 458 amino acids. The record is from RefSeq and is a predicted model, not a curated record. Gene Ontology annotation, molecular function: calcium ion binding.